AAGGUUCCAGAGGUUCGGCGGGGAGCCGCCAUGGCCGUGGCGCGGGAGGAGUUGCAGAAAGAUUUGGAAGAGGUGAAAGAACUGCUCACGAAUGCCACUAGGAAGCGGGUGCGUGAUGUCCUUGUGGCAGAGAAACAAAAGCUGGAGCUGGAAAUCAAGAAUCAGCCUCCACCAAAGCCAAAAGAUGUGACAGAGGAAGAAAAGUCAUCACUGGGAGGGUACACAGUGAAAAUAAACAAUUAUGGUUGGGAUCAGUCAGAUAAGUUUGUUAAAAUUUACAUCUCUUUAAAUGGUGUCCAGAAGCUUCCAGCUGAGAAUGUGCAGGUGAAUUUCACAGAGAGGUCAUUUGAUCUGUUAGUGAAGAAUCUGAAUGGGAAGAACUACACCAUGACCUUCAACAAUCUCCUGAAACCCAUCUCUGUGGAAGGCAGCUCUAGAAAGAUAAAGACAGACAUGAUCCUUGUGAUGUGUAAGAAGAAGCGGGAGGAAAAAUGGGAUUGUCUCACUCAAGUGGAAAAAGAAAGCAAAGAGAAAGAGAAGGCUGCCUAUGACACUGCAGAUCCUAGUGAGGGGCUUAUGAACAUUCUAAAGAAGAUGUAUGCAGAAGGGGACGAUGAGAUGAAGCGCACCAUCAAUAAGGCCUGGGUUGAAAGCAGAGAAAAGCAGUACAAAGGGGACAUACCAAUGGAUAUCUGAAAGUACUCUAAGGGCCGCCUUAAAACUGAUCUUCCAUGUGAGACGCUGUGCUGCAAAGAUCAUCGUUUACAUAACCUUCUUCCAAGCAAAGACAGUCAUUUUCCAUUUCAGGUUGGACAAAA
Messenger RNA from Ficedula albicollis (Collared flycatcher), 818 nucleotides. RefSeq names its product calcyclin binding protein (gene CACYBP). NCBI's taxonomy places the organism in Eukaryota, Metazoa, Chordata, Aves, Passeriformes, Muscicapidae. Gene Ontology annotation, biological process: heart development. The coding region runs from base 31 to 696 and encodes 221 amino acids. Gene Ontology annotation, molecular function: tubulin binding; ubiquitin protein ligase binding; S100 protein binding. The record is from RefSeq and is a predicted model, not a curated record. The transcript has 7 exons. Gene Ontology annotation, cellular component: nucleus.